Molecule: messenger RNA, 1740 nt
Organism: Daldinia childiae
Lineage: Eukaryota; Fungi; Ascomycota; Sordariomycetes; Xylariales; Hypoxylaceae
Product: tRNA (uracil(54)-C(5))-methyltransferase
Exons: 1
Coding region: 1-1740 (579 amino acids)
Biological process (GO): tRNA processing
Molecular function (GO): tRNA (uracil(54)-C5)-methyltransferase activity, S-adenosyl methionine-dependent
Source: RefSeq, a predicted model, not a curated record
AUGGGUGACCAGCAUCAAGAGUCAAAACCCAAUCGUGGGAAAAGACCGUUCCAUCAUGAAAAAUCUAAGCUAGGAAUGAAGAGGGAAAACAAGAAGAAGCAGAAAAAGGCGAAGAAAAGCGAUACAGAUAUGAUGACUGGCUCAGCGGAGGAGGUUUUAGCUUUUGAUGUGCGGAAUCUAAUCGAGUCUCUCAAACAAGAUAAUGACAGAGCGGUAGAAGAAGGGAAUAACGCGUCAGAGCCAGAAACUGAGAGCUUGCCGGAGGAAGGCUCCGAGAUCGAAGUUGAAGUUGUCGAACUUGCCUCAACAGGAGAAGGCCUAGCUUUACAUAAAGACUCUAAGCGCGUAUACGUCGUGCCAUUCUCAGUACCAGGCGACACUGUCAAGGUGAAGGUGUACCGCCACCUAAAGGAAGAGGGCUAUACCGUGGCGGAUUAUCUCUCUGUUGUGACGCCGUCAGCCUCCCGCGACGACAGCCGGAUCCAGUGCAAAUACUUCGCCACUUGCUCAGGGUGCCAAUUUCAGAUGCUAGAUUAUGCCGAGCAGUUAAAGCACAAGAAGAACAUCGUCGAGAAGGCCUUCCGCCACUUCUCCCAGCUACCCCCAGAGCUUAUCCCCGCUAUUCAAGACACCAUUGGCAGCCCGCUUCAAUAUGGCUACCGAACUAAGCUGACACCACACUUUGAUGGCCCCCAGGGCUGGCGCAAAACUAAGGAGCCCUUUAAGAGCUGCCCCCCUAUUGGCUUUAUGCCUAAGGGCAAGCGAAAUACUUUAGAUAUUGAGGACUGCCCUAUUGGAACCGACGCUGUACGACUUGGUAUGAAAAACGAACGUGCACGCAUGACCGUUGAGUACGGAAAAUACGUACGGGGCGCUACGAUUCUUUUGCGCGAAAGCACCAAGCGUAUCCCGAAAAAACAGAGCGAAGCCGAGGGAGCAUCUUCAUCGAAAGAAGUGAUGGCAAAAUCACCAUCGCCCCCGCAUCCCGAGGACUCUGUUGUUAGAGUCGAGACAGACUCAUACACAGACCUAAAGACCUGCGUGACAGACAACAACGGCACAUCAACCGAGUACGUCGGGCCCUACGUCUUCCACAACCCAGCCGGCUCUUUUUUCCAGAACAACAACUCCAUCCUCCCCGUCUUCACAGACUACAUCCGGGAGCACAUCCUUCCCCCUUCCUCCCCUCUUUCCUCCGAAAUCAAAUUCCUCAUCGACGCCUACUCUGGCUCCGGGCUCUUCACCAUAACCCUAUCCUCCUUAUUCAGCGGCGGCAGCGUCGGCAUCGACAUUAGCGAAGCCUCGAUCAAAUAUGCAUCCCGCAACGCCGCGGCAAAUAACCUCCCCCCUUCGCGUGCGAAAUUCAUCGCUGCUGAUGCCAAGGACUUGUUUACGUCCGCCGUACGCAAGGCAUACCCCGGCGACCAGACCGUCGUCGUGCUUGACCCCCCGCGGAAGGGCUGCGAUCAGGAUUUCCUAAACCAGUUGUUGCGCUUCGCGCCCCGGCGCGUCGUCUACGUGAGUUGCAAUGUGCACACGCAAGCGCGCGAUAUCGGUAUACUGGUUCGUGGGCUUGAGGGUGCGGGUGGCGCAGAGACGGGGACAGAGAUGGAGACUGAUGCUGGAGAGAGCAAGGGACGAGGGACGAGAUAUGCAAUUGAAAGUUUGCGCGGCUUCGACUUCUUCCCGCAGACGGGACAUGUUGAGGGCGUUGCUAUUUUGAACCGGGUGGACGGCUAG